CGGACAUCCCGGAACUGCAGUUUCGCAGACCAGAACCAAUUUAGAGCACAGUACCGGCUUGCUACACAGGAUCGUGCAGAGCCAUCGGUGAACUUUUUUCAUGGCCACUAUUUGUAGGCGUGGGUGAAUCUUUUGUUAAAACUUUCGUGUGACCUUCGAAGAUAAACUCACGCUAGUCAGUCAGACAGCGCCACUAACGGUACGUUUGGCAAUCUCUCGCAAGAACGGAAGCAGCAGAUUCGUGAGGAAUUUAACGCUGAGAAGAAGUUUAGAGAAGAAGUCCAGAAAGAAGAACAGCAACGUCUGGAACGCGAAGUGGUCCAGAAGCAGCAACAGCAGCAGUUUGCCCGACCGGUCGCCAUGGCCACGCAACCGAUCACCGCUGUGCAACCGGUGGGAAGCAACCAACCAAUCGCCGCGAUCCCCGUCAAUCAACAGCGAACGUCGAUUGAUCCGGUGCAGUUCCUGGUUUCUGGAGCGUUUGGGAACAUCUUAGCGCCGAAAUACAUGAACCCCGAGCAAGCCGGUAGCCAGCUGAUUCCUCCGUUGGUCGGGCCUCAGCUGCAGCAGCAACAGCAACGCAGUCUCCAGCAAGCACAGGCCAUGCAACAGCCCCUGCAGGCGGAUGCCCGCCAAUUCAUGCCGGGUCUUACCAGCGGUCAGAUGCAGUAUCCGGGAAUGGGAUCGACUGGCGCUCUUCCGGGUUUCGGACAAGCGCUGCCCACCUUUGGCAGCUACCCGCAGAACCAGAUGACCUAUCCGAACCAGCUGGGAGCGGCAUCCAUGAUGACACCAGCCUACCAGGCUUACAAUCCGCAGAUGCAGGGUGCCGGUGUGGGAAUGAACUACCAGCAACCAUUAGGAAUAGGGACAAUGGGUUGAUCGCGAUUGUAAAAUGUUUUGUAAUGCUUUUUGCUCUUCGUACUGCAUAAAAAAUUGCAGAUUGUGCUUAGUUUAUGUUUAUCUGGGAACGGACAAAGUUCGAUGAGGUAGAUGUGUAUUCCGUGAUCGAUAAAAAAUGUGACUAUGACUUAUGUAAGUGACUUC
Paramacrobiotus metropolitanus is the source of this 1047-nucleotide messenger RNA. RefSeq lists its product as uncharacterized. NCBI's taxonomy places the organism in Eukaryota, Metazoa, Tardigrada, Eutardigrada, Parachela, Macrobiotidae. Bases 361 to 882 code for a protein of 173 amino acids. The record is from RefSeq and is a predicted model, not a curated record. The transcript has 4 exons.